AUGGCCGGCAGACGACGUUUGCAAGAGCUUUUUGCCAAGUACGACCUGAAUGGAGAUGGUGUGUUGUCAGAAACCGAGAUGAAGAUCAUCUUCGGCAAGGUCGGCAUAUCCGAAAAGGAUGCAGAGAGCGUCUUCAUAGCUGCAGACACCAGCAAGGAUCAAGUCAUCCAGGUGCAUGAGUUCAUCUCCUGGCUUACAAAACAGGGGACAGCCGUGAAGGCUGUCCAAGACACCAAGCAGAAAAAUGUCACCGUGCACAUCAUAAACCCCUCGGAUCGUGUCAGCAAGCGCUUCACUUUCACCUUCAACGGCUGUAAAAACAUGGCUUUUCCUCUCGGGAAUCCUGCCGAGUUUCUGUUACGCCCCGGCGAAGAGGUUUCCAAGGUUCUCCUUGAUGUCGUGGAAAAAGGGAAGUCGUGGAAAUGGAAUUACCGGUGGUCGUCGCGAUCGGAGUUUGCAGGAGUGGAGGAUGACCCCAACGCGUUCCAAGAUGGUGAGUUCCUUCAUGACAACUCAAGCAUCGGAGAGUCCUCGACAAAGUUCCACGUUGGGAGUCCCGAAGUCUGGGUUCGAGCUCGGGCUUUGGGAGAUCCAGCAGAGGCUGUUCUGUUCGAUCAGAUCCGGCCACAGGACAUCGUUCAAGGCAGUCUGGGGGAUUGCUGGUUGCUGUCGUGCCUUAGCUCUCUGGCCGACUACCCGUCCCGCAUCAAGGCUUUGUUUCCCAGUUCCAGGCAGCUGAAUGAAGAAGGCAAGUACGUGGUUCAGCUUUUCGACAUCGGCACGGAAGCUUGGACGGAGACUACGGUUGACGAGUUCAUUCCGUGCAACAUAAAGAACGGAGUUGCGGUGCCCACCUUCGCCAAACCUUUGGGUGAAGAGAUUUGGGUGCAACUUAUCGAAAAAGCCAUGGCCAAAUUCUGCGGAAGCUAUGGGGCUCUCUCCGGAGGAGGUGUGGCUUGGGCAUUCCAAGUUCUCACCGGUGCAAUUCAUGUCCUGUCGUUUGAGAAGGUGUCGGAGAAUAAUUGGAGAAGACGUUUCAUGCAUCAGCAAAAGCAGUUGGAGCGUGGGGCGCGGAAUCCUCGAAGCAGCUGGUGGAAAUGGCAAAACAAGGACACACACGAUACGAACCAGCUUUUCGAGUUGCUCCAGAGCCACCGGCAUCAGGACCAUAUCCUCUCCUGCAUGAAUGCUAGCAAAGCGGAAGGGGCCGAAGCGGCCAAAAGCAACGGCCUGUAUUUGAAGCAUUACUAUGCUGUCCUCAAAGUUGUGUCUGAGACACAGGACGAUGGUACAGAGGUUCAUCUCGUUUUGCUUCGGAAUCCUUGGGGGAGAAGCGAGUGGUCCGGAGACUGGAGUGACAGGAGUGAGAAGUGGGAACAGAAUCCGGAUCUCAUGGCCAAGCUUGACACGCAAGUUCGAAACGAUGGAAGCUUCUGGAUGAACUUCGAAGAUUGGGCCAAAAUGUUCACGCUUGUAGUGGUUUGCCCUUCGUCUGGCAGCCCACCACCAGAUGGAGAUGCCGAGAGCUUUGAGGAGGCCGCCGAGCCAGACGACGAGAUGUCAAGCCUCCUGUCCGUGGAGUCCACAUUGCAGGCAGCACUUGAUGGCUGGGAGCUUGAUGGCGUCCUGUUGAGGUGCCAACGCCGUUUCGGCAAUGAGAACCUUUCAUAUAGCGGCCUUGUGAUGUGCUGCCAUGUCGCGCGGUCGUCGCAGCUCCACGCGAUGCGAUGCCGCAGAAGUGGCGCUCCCGACCACGCCCGCGCGGCAGGGGGCGAGGCGGAGGUUCAGGCGCUCUGGGAGGUGCACAUUUACGUGACACAUCUCUUGGCAUGGCCUCCAAAGCGCCGCGCAGGUUCCCGACACACGACACCGGAGAAGAGUUUGCGUGCGCAAGCAUCUUGUCAAGUGAAGUCUGUUGUGAUGCAGUGCAUGUCCAAGCAGACCACAAGGGCCUCAAGGCUUUUCUGCUUCUGCUUGGAGACGUUGAUUGAGGCUCUGACGAAGACUAUUGCAGAGUUCGCGAAAAGCAAGCAACUGAAACGGGCCAUCAGCAUCUUUGAGAAGAAGGAGGGCCUGCAGCCCAGCGUUUACACUUUCUCCAGCCUCAUUAACGCGUACGUGCGCACCGCAGAUCUUGCGGGAGCUCUGGAAAUCAUGUCAACCAUGAAGACGCGCGGCAUCAAACCUAAUGUGAGUAUCUUCACGAUCCUGCUGAGAGGUUACUGCCAAGCAGGUGAUCUGCGCGCAGCGCGGGAGCUUUUGGACGAGAUGGUAGAGCAGGGCGUCGCACCCGAUGCUCGGGCCGUCAACGCCUUCUUUCGAGGCUGCGUUUUCCAUGGUGACGUGCCGAUGGCAAGCGAAGUGUUCAGUGAAAUGGAGAGCAGCUGGCAGCUCGUCCCAGAUUUUACAAGUCUGCGCUAUGUCGCGCAGCUCUUUAGCCAGGGACUCCGGGUUAACACGAUGAAGGAUGUGAUGCAGAAGCUGCAGAAGGCCACCCCGAGCAUGCAAGACUGUGGGGCGAAGAAGAUGGGCCAGCAAGCUUGCAAGUUCUGGGCAUCUGGAACGUGUACAAAGGGGGUCAACUGCAAGUUCAGCCACGAUCUGGAAGCAUCGCCUGAGAUCCAGGAGAGACUGCGGCGAGAAAAGGCAGAUGCGAUGGCUGCAAUGAACCUAUCGCUGGCCCAUGCGGCAGCGAUGCUUGGAAGAUGGGUCUUAUGCCGGCGCGCACUCAGCCGGGCAGAGGAGUUUUAUACGUCAGAUGACGGCAGCGGAAGCCAUGGCCUGUUUCAAGAGCUGAGUCGUGAAGAAGCUUCCAGAGAGAUUCGACGGAUAUCCCGUUUCCUCCAGCUGGAACAGCAGCCUGAGCCGUAUGCAUUCCUCUGUCGCACGUUUCUUUUCGGCAGCUCGUCGUGUGCAGAGAAGGCUGAGCUAGCGCAGUUGUGUGUCGACGAGCUGGUUCGAUCAUUCGGAUUGGGAGAAGUGCUCCUCCGGGCGGGACUUUCAGAGGAGGAUGCACUUGCAUCCUUCCGCCGCUGCUUUUCGAAGAAGUUGCGUCUGCGCAGUUGCCAGAUUUUUGCAUCGGGCUUCUGUGGGAAGAGGACGUCGUUUGUGUCUGUGAGUGGUUGA
Molecule: messenger RNA, 3126 nt
Organism: Symbiodinium necroappetens
Lineage: Eukaryota; Dinophyceae; Suessiales; Symbiodiniaceae
Source: the annotation of a GenBank genome assembly